AAAAAAAAAAUUAUUGCUGGGAUUAUGGAGAACAGCCAAUAACCAUAAAGAGCAGGCUGUGAUGCUAAAAUUUUUGUCAAACAAUUUUGAUGAGCCAAAAUGGAAGACUGCAGCUUUGAAGAAUGCAUAUGUAUUAUUGGGAAAACAAAGAUAUGAAUACGCAGCUGCAUUCUUUCUUCUUGGUGAUAAAUUAAAGGAUGCAGCAAAUGUGUGUUUAAAAUAUUUAGAUGAUUUUCAAUUAGCUAUUGCUAUUUGCAGAGUUUAUGAAGGUGAUGAAGGAUCCACCUUGAAAAGUAUACUUGAAAAUCAUGUUAUUCCUUUAGCUGUGAAGACAGGAGAUCGUUGGUUAGCUAGCAUGGCGUUCUGGAUAUUGAACCAAAGAGAUCGGGCUGUUAAAGCUAUUAUGGUACCUUUAGAAACCUUGUGCGACACCUCUAUGAAACAACAAACCUCUUCGUCAACAAACUCCAUGAUAUCUACAGAAUCGCCGGACGCCGCACUAAUAGUUCUUUAUAAACAACUUAAAGAAAAAUCUGUUCAAACACUUCGCGGUGCAUCUGAAAUUUCUUCAGAAACCGAAUAUUGUUUUGUAUUACGCAGCAUUUUUGCAUAUGAUAGAAUGGGAUGUCCUCUGCUGGCUUUACAUCUUGCUAAAACGUGGUUAUUUGCACCAGAAUCAAUGUCAAAAAAUCCUCACCACAUAUUAAGAUCUCGACGCAGAACAACAAUACUUGAUAUUCCGUUACUAGACAAUGACAUUAGAAUAUCAAGUGGUGUUGUAAAUUUUAAUAAUUGGAGUUGGGAAACUGACGCAGACGUGGCUUCCUCUCCAGUCUCACCUAGAUCAAGUAGUAAAUUUUUGUUUGAUGACGAUAAUGCGAAUAACUUAUUAGUUGAUGAUCCACAGACAAAUCUUCGCUCUGAUAGUGCGUCCAAUGGUACUGAUAUGUGGGGUUGGAAUGCUUAUAAAAAUAAUUCUUCAAGUAAUUUAAGCGGUAGUUACACUGAAAAAG
Dentiscutata heterogama is the source of this 1013-nucleotide messenger RNA. The record is from the annotation of a GenBank genome assembly. Lineage: Eukaryota; Fungi; Glomeromycota; Glomeromycetes; Diversisporales; Gigasporaceae.